UAUAUUCCCCUUUCCCGGCAUGCCGCGCGGCACAUUAUCCAUUCGGUCAGGAGACACAAAAUGUCGGAUCCCGCCCUGCUUGCAGGAAAGCAGGUCUAUUUUUCCUGAAUUUCCGCCCGUUUCUGACCUAUCCUGCGCCAAAAAAACACAUCAGUCAUGUUUUCGGUGAGAAUUGUGACUGCGGACCACUACCAGGCGGUUCCUGUCCGAGGUUUGGACGUCUGUUAUUCCGACUUUCGCGGGGCUGAAUCCAAAAAGGUCCCGGUGGUUCGGAUCUUCGGGGCGACCCCGGGAGGUCAGAAGACCUGCCUGCACCUCCAUGGAGUGUUUCCCUACGUCUACGUCCCCUAUGACGGGCCUCCCGAGUCCGAGCGGCACCUGAGGCAGUUUGCGAGCAGCAUUGAUCGAGCGCUAAACGUGGCGUUAGGCAGAGCCUCGUCGACUACUCAGCACGUUUUCAAGAUAUCUCUCGUUAGCGGGACGCCGUACUAUGGUUACCAUGAGAAAGAGCAGCAAUUUAUGAAGAUCUAUUUCUACAAUCCAUUGAUGGUGAAAAAGGCAGUGGACCUGUUACAGGGAGGGGCUGUUAUGAACAAGCCGUACCAGCCCCACGAGGCCCAUAUCCCCUUCCUACUGCAGUUCUUCAUCGACUACAACCUGUACGGUAUGAACUACAUCAAUCUGGGAGCUGUCAAGUUCCGCAGACCUAAGGAGGAAGGUAAAGUUAACCAACCAGUCAACAGUAACCAACCGUUAUCACAAAAGAGCAGCCAAUCAAGUGGUAGCUCACUUCCAUGCAGCCAGCCAAUCAGAAGCCCUUGUUCAGAUGUCCCUCCAGAGAGCCCCGCCACCCCCUCCAUGCCAUCCCUAAUGAGAUCGUCCAGUUGCCAUGCCAACACCCCCACCCAUCAGGUGUGGGAAAUGGAGAAUGUGCCCAGUUCUCUACUUCUGGAGGCCGAGGUGGUUAGACAGAGUACGUGUGAGUUAGAGGUAGAUGCUGUGGCACCGGAUAUUCUCAACAGGCUAGAAAUACAAGCCAAAAUCGGAACAAACCCUGGUCUGGCUGCCAUCUGGGAGGACGAGAAACAGCGUAGGAGAGAAAUGGGAGAAUCCUCACAAAUAGAGCCACCACCCUCGCAAGAGAGACCAGAUGUCCAGCCAACGGAGAGUGACCUAGAGUUAAGAGAACGUAUCAAGGAGAUAGUAGAAGAGCAGGAUUCCCUCUUAAAAAGCCAGUUGGAGAGAUUACAAGAGAGCCAAGCCAUGUCAGACGAACAGUCGCCUAUUAUGGACUCUAGUCCUGUGCAAUCUAGCCUGACUCCAUCCUGUUCUGUGGAGCUACACUUCUCCCAGAUUGAAGACAAUCCGGAUCCAUCCCAGCAGAUAGGAGAUACUGAAGAUGACCCCAUUGUCGAUGAGGAUGCCGUGCAGUCUGUAGUGGAGAUGAGUCAAAGCUUUUCAGGGUCUGGCAGAGAAGCCUCACAAAUGCUGGCAAACAGCCAGGAUCGGUCCCUAGCCAGUCUACUGGCAGGCCUGGCAGAUGAUACCAUUGGGUCACAGUCCAUAGUGAGCCAAUCACAGCGCAGUAACCGUAGUGAUGAUGAUGAGGGAGUGGGAAAUAAGUCUGAAGAGGAGGCAGAGGAAGAGGAGAGCAUCCUGAUGUCUCAGAAAUGGGACAACGGGGAUCCACAGGAUGAAGAGCAGGGGCAGGAAAGCCCAAUGGCCUUUGAUCUGGAAGGGAUGGAAAGCUCCUUCAACAGUUCUCAGUGGGUGGAUGUGGAAGACACCAUUCCUCAAGUCGACGGCAGUGCAGAUGAGAAACCUGCUGAAAUGCCUAUAAGGAAAAGACUGGGCAACACAAGGAUUACCAAAAUCCGCCGACCUGAAUCUCAGGACACCAAAAACUACCUCUUGAACAUUACUUCUCCCAUCAAGUCGGCAAACUGUACAGGCAACCACUGUGACACUGCCAACGUCUCACCAUCCAAGCAGCUCAAACUAUCCCUAGAAAACCCGUCAGCAAAGAAGGCAAGGGUUGUAGAAAAACCACGACAGCCCAUGCAGUUGGCUCCCAAUGACAGUCUGUACAAAGUAAAGGAGUCCAGGAUUACGCUACACAACAACUUACAUGAAGGAGAGAAACCCAAGCAGACUCUACAAUCAGUUUCCAACGACAGCCUGUAUAAAGUGAAAGAGUCCAAAAUAACACUACACAACAGCACCAUAGUUGUGGAGAACAGCCACUGUAGCAAAAUGGACAACUCCGGCCCGCGAAUCUUCAUGGACACCGUCACAUCAUUAAUGAACGUGGAGCAGCCCGGAGAUGGGGGGAGCGUAGAAAUGUCGCUGAAACAAGACGGCGUCAACGAACUGGCUAACCUGACUAUGACCCCAGAUAUGAGCGACUUUUUUCCAGAGACUAUGACAUGUGGAAAACUGCGCAAGAACUCCAAGGAAAAGAAGUGUAAAAGCCUUUCUACUUCCUCAGUAGGAGUAAGAAAGAGUACACGUGUCAGGAAGGUAAAGAAGGAUGAAGAUAUGGAGUCUUUGGGUGAUGACAGUCCUCUGGAGGACAGCGAUUAUGACAAGGAAACAUGGAAAGAUAGAAGCCGUAGACGGAGUUCUACAACACAACAUGGAACCAGAAAAAGUACACGUGUAAGAAAAGCCAAACAUGACGAGGACAUGGAGUCUUUGGGAAGCGAAUCAGAAGAAAUGAGUAAUGAUGAGACGGAAGAAGAUAGUCUGGAGGAGGAGGAGGAAGAUGAAGGUAGGAGAAGGAGCUCGAGAAACUGCUCUAGUUACGGUAAAAGAAAGAGGAUGUCUUCUUCACACAAGGGUUCCAAAAGGUGGAGAGAGGACAGGAUGAAAAACUACACACUCCGCGAGCAGAAGAAAAACGUGAGUUACAACGAGGAGGACAACUUCGCAGACGUGUUUGAAGUCAGCUCAGAGGAAAGUCUCUUCGAGGAGGUUGAAGAAGAAGAUCGAUUCAUAGAAAAGAAGAUGGAGAUGUUUGACGAAGAAACAUACACAUUCAAGAAGAAAAGGAAAAUGCCGACAAGAUCCCCAAAAUCAAGACCAAAACCAGUGGAAUCUAGGAGGUCAUCUAGUGAAGACUCCAGCGAUGGCCCUGUACAGAUAAUCAAUAUAAUAGUUAACAGGUUUAAGGGCCAGAAAGAGCUGAGAGUAAAGCUAAGAAGAAUCCAGUGUGAAGACAAGGUUCACCUUACGCCAGAAACACUGAAACGAUUAGAAAAUCCGGCAGAAACCCCUCCACCACCCCCUGAACCAGAAGAGCCCGUGAGUGACGACAUGGAAACAGAGAGUGCGAUAUGCGCCUCAUGUGCGGAGGCCCGUGUAGAAGACUGCGAGUCAGACAGUUGUAUCGUAGGCGGAGAGGCUCGGAGACAAAAACGUGAAGAGAAAGAGAAAAGACAACAAGAAACGGUUGUCCAGAAAGCAGUGAAUGUUGAAAAUAACGUCAUGCCUUCUACGUCCACUUUCUCCGGCUUCCCCUUCCGUGAAAACAUGCUGAAUUUCCUGAACUGGGACAAAAGGGGGACGAGUGAAAAACUGAACAGGCUUGGGCGGUCAAUGAAGGAGGAGGAAGAACUCUGGAACCAGAAGGUCCGAGAACGUAGGAAAGGACAGCAAAAGAUAUCCAAGGGCGGAAGGAAAAAGAAGCCUAGGCCAGAAGAUCAAGCGAAGGAUCCUGAUAGCACAGUAACUCCCCCUAAAGCUGAUGUAAAACCAACUGUAUCUACAGCAUCAGACACCCCAGCUCCCAUCAUAACACCAUUGGAACCUGUAAAGACACCAGUAGAGCCAGCAAAACCAACAGUUCCAGAAACAACCAGCCCAGCAGCCAAAACCAAAUCAUCUACUUCAGGGAAGAAAAAAGGUAGCAACUCAUCAGCUAAGCCUAAAACUCCGAAAGCAUCAACAAAGACCAAGUCAUCUGGUACGUCUCCCAAGGCCAAAGCCAAAAAGUCUAGUGCAGCAAAAAAGGCAAACGCAUCCCCGUCAACUAUGUUCAGUCCAGUCACUGAUGACAGUAAGGUCAAGUACAAGGAUGCUAUGUACAACAUGGCUUAUUUUUCUUCAACGGAGUCAGAGAAGAGUUCAGGAUCACCUCCGAAGUGCUGGUCUCCAAGUGCAAAGAAAGUUCCUGUCGGUGUAGGAGGGUCCAAUGCAGAGGAGUCCUUGUUGAACGAUUUAGAAGACUGUCUGUUUGACAAUGAAACAGGGGACGACGCUAAGGUGGAUAGGCACAGCAUGCUGAAGGAAAUACAGCAGUUUGAGAAGACUGAAUCUUUUGAUGAUUCCUACGAAGAUCUGGAGUACAUUGAUAGCAUCAUCAAAUUCUGCAGUCAAGAUACAGGGGAACAGGGAGAAGAGAAGAAGCCACGAAGGGAUGGAACGGCAAAGCCACCAUCGGAGCCUACGCAAAGCUUAGCGGCCAUGCAGGUUAAAGAUUCAACGUGUUACAACAAGGGAAGUGUUGAAGGCAACACUGAAAUGAGAAGUGUUGCAACUAUGAGUAUGAGUCCAGCACCAAGCUCUGACCACAGUCAUAUAGGACAACUGUCAACGUCACCGGCGAACUCGACAUCAAGUGGCAGUAGACCGUUGUCAAGGCAACAGUCGUGGCAGAGCGGUAGCACGCCGCAGCCUCCCCCUGGUAUUCCGCAUGUCCAGGGAAACUUCAGCCCAGGGCCCGGCCAGCAGUGGAGUGGACAAGCCAGUCCGCAGGGUGGUCAGCAGUGGAACAGACAGCUGAGCCCUGCUGGUAGCCACAACUCCUACAGCCCCAGGCCAUCCCCUCAGCCAUACCCUUCCUCUAAGACUCCACCCUACCAAGGGUGGCCAACAGGUCCACCUAGAACUCCCGUCAAUUCCCAGUUCCAGGGAAAUAUGAGUCCUCAAGGCUACAGUCCAAAUGGAAACUACAAUGUACAACACACCCCUCCUCCAAAUCCAGCUGUACAAGGUCAGCCAACAGACCAACCCAUGCAACAGCCAAGUGGCGAACAGGGACUCCAAAGGAACACUGAAGGUAACUAUGGCAGUCCCAACUCACAGUGGUCGAGUCAUCAAGGCGGUGUCCAAGGAGCAAGCAGGCCCCCACCUUCUUACGAAGACACGGUGAAGAGCCGUAACAGAGUCUCGCAGCAGAGCCCGUCAAGCACCCCACCACAAAUGUGGCAGUCGGGCGCAAGUCAGGAGAUCCCCUUGCAGUACAGAAGGAACAGCGCUCCACCUACCCAACAGUACAGUCCCAAUGGACAGCAGCCCUUAAGCCCCCCCACCCCUCCUACCCAAAUGAGCCCCUUCUCGGGGUAUCCCAGCACCAACCCUGACAACUGGAGGACGCAGUACAGGAACCAGUACGGACAGUUCCAGCCCAUCCCUCGGCAGGACUAUAGCCAGCAGGUGCCCCUCCCUCCGUCGGGCCCUUCUAGGUCUAGCCCCGCCUACAACAUGCCGUCGUCACCACAUUGGAGCCAGUCGCAACCAACCAGCCCCCACAUGUCCCAAAACCCGUCCCCCUACCACCCCGCUAACACUAGCCCUGUGUGGCCAAACCAGAGAGUAGUGUCUGCCGCACAGGGCAGUCCAGGUCUGGUUCAUACCGGUCCAAACCAGAUGAGUCCGGGCAUGAGUAGACUCCCCGGUAUGGAAGUGUUCAGUAACAGCCAACAGAUGCAUAUCUCAAACCAGAGCCAGGAUUUGAACAGAUCCAAGUGCUCCCAGGAAAGUACCAGCGACAUGUUCCACUCGGCGUACACCGUGCUUAACGACAAUGAGGACUUGGACGAACUUUUGGAAAGAGUGUGCCAACCCAAGCAGGAGACAACCACGAGUACAACAGACAAGGACAACUCAAGCAUGGACAUGCCAACAGACGACACAAAGAGACCAACUGUUUGGGAAUCCCACCCUUCUAUACAUAACAACUUAACAGAACUUGGGCCAAGAAGGCAUCAUUCCGAUAGUGCGCCACCAGUGGUAAGACCUCAGCCAUCCCAACCUAAGAAAACCCCUGCCCAGCCAGCAAACCGGCAGCGUAGCCACUCCUACUCCCAACCCUCGGACCUAAGACUAAGAGGCGACGAUAGGAACACCCCGCCUAAGUUUUACUGCGAAGCAGGUAGGCCCCUAGCUGAGGUCUCACCCGAUAGACACAACAUUGUCCGCUUGAAACUGAAGUCCAAGCUUCAAGCCGUCCGUCACUACAGCAACAACAGUCCGCAAGGCUCCCCACGUUCCAGUUCCAGCCAGGGCUCUCCCCUCCAUUCCCCAACAUGUGGGCCCAGGUUUAGCCCAGUCAGAAGGAUGUCCAGUCCUGCAGAGGAGGCCAACAAAAGGAGCAGCAUACUACUGGCGUUGCUAAGAGGUGGGAAAACGGCAAAGCAGAUCGAGCAUGAGAAAAACAGUCCCAUGUCACCCACAUCCUCUCAGAGCUCUGUUAGCGAGGGUAGCAGAAGCGGAAGCGUUGGAAAGGACGACGUUAACAUUCCAGAAACACCCGACUCGGACCAGAGAAGACCUGACAAUGACUCAGUUAAAAUGGAAACAAAGGAUGUGUCCUCCCCUUGCGUCCAAUCUUCAACAGCAUCCACUCCUUCGGAAGCUUCCAGCAAAGAGCCAAGUGGUGAAAAUUGUCCGAACGGGCAUCCCGGUAUGUCAAGUAUGUCAACGGAAGAACCGUCUUCCUCUAGUGAACUACAAUCACCUGAAACAAGCACCAAAAACGAGAACACAACAUCUUUAAAGGACACUCUUGAGAGCGGGCAUGAUCAAACAGAAGAAGAGGCAAAUGGAUCAAAUUCAACAAGUGACAUGUUCAAAUCUACAGACAGUGAUUCAAAAGACUGUAAUAUCUCAGAAGAUAGUCAAGCCAGGUGUCGGAAGAAAAGAAAAGGCAAAAGAACAAAAGAUACAGAAAGUGACGACAGCACUCCUCAGAGCACCCAAGAAAGGAACGACAGCUCUGAUAAACAAGAGGGAAAAGGGGGGAGAAGAAAAGCAGCCGGGAGUAAAAACAAUGCCAGUGCGAACGACAAAACAAAGUCUAAACAAUCAACUAAAGCUACAGACAAGAAAACCACAACAAAAAGCAGCCCGAAAAAAGAUGUAGCAGGUAGUGGUCAGGGACCAGGAAGAACAUACCCCUCCCCACUAGAGCCGGAUGGUACCAACACUGUAGUGAUAGGGAAGGACGGGAAAGUAUGGACCCCAGCCCUGAAACCCCCCGCAGGGAAGGAAGUGGUAGAGUCUGCCAAGAACCAUGGCCUGGGAGAAUCCAGCUAUCAGGAACCGUUCUGUAGCAAGCCCACAGACCUUCCCGACAAACCCAUGGAGGUUGGUGGGCGGGUGUUGAAGCUUGAGUGUGUGCUUCCCACAGCCCUGCCCACCUACCAGACUGAGCUGUCCACAGGGGGUCUGACUCACUGGCAGGCCAUCCUGGCUUCUACCAGGCCAACACAACAAACUCAGGGACAAGAUGGUGGCUUCGACCUCCUCGCGGAGCUCCAGAAGAACCCAGAGAUCCGCACAGCCCUCACCGGCGACCGCCCCGUCGUCCUCACCCCCUGCCGCCUCCCCCCGCACCCCGAAAAAGUCGCCGCGUGGCUCGCCGCCAAAAAGGAAUACCUCCGUCAGAAGCAACUGCAAGAAAACCCCAACACCAAUGAGAGAAAAAAGAGUGAUGAGAAGCAGAAAGACACAGUAGUAGACAAAGAACUCAAAGAUAAUGAUAUAGAACGGAAAAUUCAUGAUUCCCAAACAGACAAGUUACUGAAACGUAAAGAAAAUACAAGUACCAGUGCCAAAAUAUUGUUGCCAAGUGUUUCUUCGGAUACUGUAAAGCCAAACGUUUUAGAAGAAUUGUUGCCUCCAGAAUUGACGGAGAAUAUUACUUCACCCACUAAAGACUAUUGUGAAGAGACAGUGCCCCCAUCCCCUAAAACCUUAGCUUUAAAGUCUGAAUCUAUUAGAGAGACAAAAGAAGAAGAGAUAUUAAGUUCCAGUGAACAUCCAAGUCCUGAGGACCAAUCAGGGUCUACGCUAAUGCUUGAAACAAGCCCCCCUACAGACGUCGUCAUUGAUAAACAAAUUCACAGUACUCCGGUAGCCUCUAGAAGACCCUCAGAGCUAAACUUCCCAACGUGCACACCCAUAGGAGUAGGAACAGGCAGGAAAAGUAUUGUAGAAAGUCCAACAAGCCCAGGAACAUGUGACAAUAGCCUUUCAAGGAGGACAACCAAGGGUCAACAAGAUGUCUUGAGGAAGGUGGUCUUGAAUACGCAGCUCAAGAAUCAGUUCCAUACACCAGAGAUGAGAAGGAGCAUUUCCCAGAUAGAAGGCCCAACUCUUGACAACACCUACGGGUUCAAGGUCUCCCAGCAGAACCUACAGGAUGCAAAGGCACUACAUGAGGUCCAGAACCUCACAGUGAUCAGUAUGGAGCUCCACAUCCGCACCAGGCGUGAACUUCGACCCGACCCCGAGUACGACCCCAUCUGUAUGCUGUUCUACUGUCUACAUGAUGAUGGUCAGAGGGCAAGAGGUCAGGGGGUGGAGGUUACAGGGGUCAUCAUUGUUGACAAGGACUCAGUUGAAGGAGAGGACAUUGUAGACGUGAACCAGCCAAGUACAUCAACAGCUCCCCCACCUGUCAGAAGAGCUCAGAACUGCAGGCCCCUGCUACCCAGAUCAGGCGUGACCAGUCUUGAUGUGACAUAUGUUGCAGAGGAAAAAGAGCUGGUUGAACAUUUUCUCCAGCUGAUAAGAAAAUGGGACCCUGAUAUCCUUGUUGGUUACGAGGUACAGAUGUUGUCUUGGGGCUACCUUCUACAGAGAGCAGCUACACUGGAAAUGGACCUCUGUCCUAUGUUGUCAAGGAUACCAGAUGCCGCGAAGGAGAGCAGGUUCUCUGCUGACCAGGAUGAGUGGGGUGCAGACCAGAUGUCGGAGAUCAGCAUUGUCGGGCGUAUAGUCAUCAAUGUCUGGAGACUCAUGAGGAAUGAGUUGGCCCUGAACAACUACACGUUUGAGAACGUGGCCUUCCACGCCAUGCAUCAGCGCGUUCCGCUGUACUCCUUCCGCACCCUGUCGGACUGGUUCGACAACAAGACUGAUCUGUUCAGGUGGAGAACUGUUGACCAUUUCGUCACGCGUUGUCGCGGUAACCUGCAGCUGUUGGAACAGAUGGAUCUGAUUGGUCGGACGAGCGAGCUUGCCCGGCUCUUCGGUAUCCAGUUCUACCACGUCCUGACACGAGGGUCGCAGUAUCGCGUGGAGUCUAUGAUGCUGAGGAUAGCCAAGCCCAUGAACUACAUUGCAGUUUCACCUAGUAUGCAGCAAAGAGCUAGGCAAAGAGCUCCUGAGUGUCUUCCACUGAUUCUAGAGCCUGAGUCAAGAUUCUACACCCACCCUGUAUUGGUGCUGGAUUUCCAGUCUCUCUACCCUUCCAUCGUCAUCGCCUACAAUUACUGUUACACCACAUGUCUGGGGAGAGUGGAACACCUGUCUGAGCCAGGAGAGUUUGAAUUUGGCUGCAGCAGCCUGAAGGUUCCUCCUGGCACGCUGAGGAAACUGCAGGACCGUCUGACGGUGUCGCCCAACGGUGUGGCCUUCAUCACAAAGGAUGUACGGAAGGGCGUCUUACCAGGCAUGCUGCAGGACAUCCUCAACACACGCAUCAUGGUCAAGAAGUCCAUGAAGGACUACAAACAGGAUAAGAAUCUCACCAGGAUGCUGCACUCCCGACAGCUGGGUCUGAAGCUGAUAGCCAACGUGACGUACGGUUACACCUCCGCCAACUUCUCGGGCCGCAUGGCGUGCAUCGAGAUCGCAGACAGUAUCGUGAGGAAGGCAAGGGAGACUCUGGAGCGAGCCAUCCGAUUGGUCAACGACACACCCAAGUGGGGUGCCCGGGUGGUGUAUGGUGACACAGACAGCAUGUUCGUUCUACUGAAGGGAGCCUCCAAAGAUCGAGCCUUCCAGAUUGGCCAGGAGAUCGCGGAGACCGUCACGGCAGACAACCCUAAGCCUGUCAAGCUGAAGUUUGAGAAGGUGUACCUGCCGUGCGUGCUGCAGACCAAGAAACGUUACGUGGGCUACAUGUACGAGACUCAAGACCAGAAGGAGCCUGUGUUUGAUGCCAAAGGGAUUGAGACGGUCAGGAGGGAUGGUUGUCCAGCUGCCUCAAAGAUCCUUGAGUGCUCCUUGAAGACCCUGUUCACAUGCAAGGACGUCUCCCAAGUGAAACAGUAUGUGGAGAGACAGUGCACCAAGCUCCUGGAGGGUCGGGCCAGCAUGCAGGACUGCAUCAUCGCUAAGGAGUAUCGCGGCAUGGCGUACUACAGGCCUACGGCUUGUGUUCCAGCGCUGGAGAUCGCACGACGCCUCUUGUCAAGCGACCGGCGAGCAGAACCCAGGGUUGGCGAACGCGUGCCUUACGUGAUCGUGUACGGGAGCCCGGGUUUGCCUCUCAUCCAGCUGGUCCGUCAGCCCCACGAGGUGUUAACCGACCCCAACCUCCGCCUCAACGCCACUUACUACAUCAACAAACAGAUUCUACCUGCUCUGAACCGGGUCUUCUCUCUCAUUGGUGUGGAUGUCUUUAGCUGGUAUAGGGAGUUGCCAAGAACCAAUCGCAUUGCAGCACCUACACGGCUUCUGCCAGACUCCAGGAAGGGCACCAUCUCCCAGUUCUUCCAGACUGUGAACUGUCCUGUGUGUAAUGGGCCCGCCCAACAGGGGGUAUGUACCCACUGUCAGGGCGAUCCUCAACUGGUCGCCGUAACGCUCAACAACCAAAUAAGGGCAUGGGAACGGACAUACCAGCAUCUUCAACAGGUGUGUCGGAGCUGCACUGGGUCCCCUGGUCAACCGAGCUGCAUCUCUCUGGACUGUCCCGUACUGUAUAAGUACGUGAAAGCCAAGAACGAUGUGGAAAGAGCGACAUACUUUCGUGAGCUCCUGGAUAAGUCCCUUGAUGGAUAACCUUUAGUAAGAAACCUUCAACGAUUACAACCUCAUCUUGCUUUUGUUGCAGUACAAGACUUAGCAAUGGGAUGGUGCACUGUAGCUUUUAGCUCUAUACAUUAUUAGCCUUUAAGGCAUGGAAAUUGCCAAGCCUCUUCAGUGAUGUUGCCUGGAGAAAGAACUUUUCUUCCAACUUGUUGCAAUAAUGUUUUAAGCAUUCAAAAUACUACCUGCCUGAGGAUAUUUGGAAAUCCUUUGUUAUUUUCAUCUAAGAAUAAGAAGUUGAGUCUUGUGGAAAUCAAAGUGAAAAAUCAUUUUUAUGUUCCAUACAGUUGCAAUGAACAAGCUGUUUGUCAAGAUGGAAGGUUGUCUGAGGGUAAAGCGAUGAUUUUAGGUUUAGGGCUAUGCCAUAUGGACAAAGGGGUUGUCUGGUAAACCAAUGUCAAAUAUCACUUUUGCAUUUCACAAAAGAAUAGACCACUCCUCUCUUUUUUAAAUGGCAGUCUCACUACUUGAGGUAUUGUGUCCUUCUUAGAGGUUCUUUGUGUAAGUUCUUUUCCUGCAAUAGGAUGUGCCUUACUACUCUCUUCUCUUGUUUUGUCUCUCUCAAUGUCCCUUGUACUUACUUGCAGUAUUGUAGUUGCCUUUGUGGCACAUAAUACUGUGAUUCCCAACAUUUUCGACUACUUAAUGUUUAGGCUGUCCGAGGACUAUGGUAUGGAGGCAUGCAAACUAGACAACUAGCUCCAUAGACCUUUAGUAGUUCUUCAUAGUUUGAGUGUAUACUUAAUAUACAAAAAAAUGUAUCCUUGUACCCCCUUCGUGGGGCACUAUCAAUGUUGCAGCAAACAAUUGCGAGUGAAGUUGUGUUCUAGCAACAGCUUACGUUCAAACCUAUCAAUGUACGUGAACUACCUAGAAGUGGUCAACAUUUUGGAGUCAGCACUAUGACACUUAAUGGCUAUGGUACUGUAUUAAGUAAUUGUGUAGUGAAAAAAAGUUGUUGGCGAAGUGAAACUGUUUUUACCAACCACUUUCGAUGGAAACGCUGUUGAGUGUUAAACUGUAAGAAGAAAGUAACAAAGGGCUAUUUUUGUACUAAAUUAUUAUGUGGAGAAGACUGUGAUUUAAACGUAAACAGUAAGACGUUUUGGCAUGUAUGAGAUGGCCAUGUCUGUGUCAAAUGUGUACAGUGAUUUUGUAAAGGUGCUUUUGAACAUUUUUAUAUGCCGUCAGAACAAAGAUUUUCUUUAUCUUGAA
Branchiostoma floridae (Florida lancelet) is the source of this 12258-nucleotide messenger RNA. RefSeq names its product DNA polymerase zeta catalytic subunit-like. Bases 157 to 11016 code for a protein of 3619 amino acids. NCBI's taxonomy places the organism in Eukaryota, Metazoa, Chordata, Leptocardii, Amphioxiformes, Branchiostomatidae. The record is from RefSeq and is a predicted model, not a curated record. The transcript is spliced from 32 exons. Gene Ontology annotation, biological process: double-strand break repair via homologous recombination; error-prone translesion synthesis. Gene Ontology annotation, molecular function: DNA-directed DNA polymerase activity; nucleotide binding; DNA binding. Gene Ontology annotation, cellular component: zeta DNA polymerase complex; nucleus.